Neltuma alba is the source of this 1293-nucleotide messenger RNA. RefSeq names its product LOB domain-containing protein 38. NCBI's taxonomy places the organism in Eukaryota, Viridiplantae, Streptophyta, Magnoliopsida, Fabales, Fabaceae. Bases 189 to 899 code for a protein of 236 amino acids. Gene Ontology annotation, biological process: regulation of gene expression. The transcript has 2 exons. The record is from RefSeq and is a predicted model, not a curated record.
CUCUGUUCUUCACCUUUCCCAAAUUCUCCCAUUUCCUUGUCCCCAAAGAAAGCCCCUUGCCCCCUUCUUCCUCCUCCUUCUCCAAUCAAUCUGCCUUUCAUGCGGCUUCGAUCUUCCUAGAAAUCAUAGCCGCCUUGCUCUGUUCCGAAAUUUCGUGUUCGUCAUCACAAACACAGUUUCAGAAAGGCAUGAGUUGCAACGGCUGCCGAGUUCUUCGAAAGGGAUGCAGUGAGAACUGUAUAUUGCGGCCUUGCUUGCAGUGGAUCGAUAGCCCUCAAGCCCAAGGCUACGCCACUGUGUUCGUCGCUAAAUUCUUUGGCCGUGCUGGCCUCAUGUCGUUUAUUUCUAACGUCCCUCCCAACCAGAGACCUGCUCUGUUUCAGUCCUUGUUGUUCGAAGCGUGUGGGCGAACGGUGAACCCUGUGAACGGAGCUGUCGGGCUUCUGUGGACGGGAAACUGGCAUGUGUGCGAGGCGGCCGUGGAGACGGUGCUGCGCGGCGGCACGUUAAAGCCCAUGCCGGAGCUUCCAGGGUUGGAUGCACCGGCUCGUGCUCCGGCUACGGACGAGGCAUCCGAAGCGGAGGUUACGUGCAAUGACAUGGGGAGGAUCCGAGAUCCGACCUCGAAUUCGGGAUAUAAUAACAAGGUCUCUCCCGGUGGCAAACUAGGACUGUCCGGUGACUCUGUCAUGCUCCAGACGACCGAUCUCGACUUGCGAUUGACGCCAAGCUUCCUCCAUAGAGUGCCUGCCUACGGCUGCGGACCACAAGUCCGACGGCCGGGUUCGCCGUCGAUGAACUCGGAAGAAUCCGUCACGACGGCGACUUGUUUGGAAAGCGCGAUCGGAGAUCACCGCCCUCCCGGCCGAGACACGAAGCUUCUCAAUCUUUUCAUCUGAGGGGUCGCCAUCAUUCUGAGAUUCAUGUUUUGGUGAAGGAAACGGUCACACGCGCGCGUGGUUGGGUGUAAUAUUCCUAUAAUUAAAUUAACUCUGUUAUUAGAAUUCUUAGAAUCUUCAUCCGCUUUAUCUGGGGGAAGACAGCUUUCCCGGAAAUUUUGAAUCCGGCGAGUUUUUGCAAGAUACCGGCACAGGAUUUCUCUCUGGUCUUCGUUUGUAGAGGAAGAGAGAAAGAUGAAGGUUCGUCGGUGAUCCUUCUCCCCUCUUUGUUUUGUUUACUAUUUUCCAGAAUCAAAUGUAUCUCUUAUUUUCACUUAAUUCGCCUAUACAUGUAAUGGCCGUGUGACAUGAAUAAUAGUAGAAAAAUCUCAGAUAUUUGCAGCCUUUUCCAUUA